This is a messenger RNA of Ananas comosus (pineapple), 1226 nucleotides long. RefSeq lists its product as uncharacterized. The record is from RefSeq and is a predicted model, not a curated record. Bases 1 to 1119 code for a protein of 372 amino acids. Lineage: Eukaryota; Viridiplantae; Streptophyta; Magnoliopsida; Poales; Bromeliaceae. The transcript has 7 exons.
AUGGAACUUACGGAGGUGGUUUUGCUCGAUCGUCCUAAUUUUCUAGAGGAGAUUGAAUCUGAAGAAUUCGGAGAUUUUUGCCGGAAUUUGAUAAACAUGAAUGAGAUUAUUCAGGCCCCGCGCAGAUGGUUCAAUUCUGUCAGUGACAUGUUUUCAAGGCUACUUGAUGAGGGAGAUAAUUCAUCUGCUACUGCUUCUGACGGAAGUGCAGACCAAGUUGUUGACGGGCGAAAUGAUGAAGAAUCUGUCGCUGCUAUCUGUAAUAAGCCUGAAGACGAACCUGCCGAAGUUAUUCUCGAUAAAACUUCAUCCGGUAGUGUCGAAGCCGACGAUAACACGAGCGCAUGCGAUGACGAAGGAAAGGAAUUAUGUCCACUCAACAAUCCAGACAAUGAAUUCAUUUUGUCUGCUGACGCCGAAGAAAACGAAGAGAGUACUGACACAAACUCGUCACACUGCUCGUCGCCAAAGAAAACUGAUGAAACCUGCGCAUCUCAGGAGUCGGCAUCUGUUCAAGUGUGCAGUAGUAAUGAAGGUGAUGAGCCAGCCGAAGUCGACAAUUUAGAGCCUUAUGUGCAGCCACAGAAAGACGGCGAUGUCCUUUCGUCAGAAGAUGCAAGCUUGAUAGAAGACUAUGCGUCACCGAAUAAAAUUGAUGCUGCUCCGGAGAAAAUCAGCAUGUUAAAUAGUGCUGAUGUUGCCGAUUUGGAAAACGAAGUCGAGCACGAAUUCGAGGAUGUUGAUCUGCAGGAUACUGACGAUGAAGAUUAUGAUCACACUCUAGAGAAUAUCGACAUUUCAAAUAGUGCUGAUGCUGCUUAUUUGGAAAACAAAGUCGAGCACAAAUUCGAGGAUGUUGAUCUGCAGAAUAUUGAUGAUGAAAUUUAUGAUCACACUCUGGUGUCAUACAGUGAACACAAGCAUAAGCCAUACAAGUUAAAAUUUGGGGCAUCCUUGAUCUCGAAACUGCGAUGGCUGAAGGCCAAGAAGCAUGCUGAUAAUAAUGUGCAAUAUGACACAGACAUGGAAACACACGGCACACAUGGAUUCGCCCGAUCUACGCCUUUAAAUAUGAAACUUCUUGAUGAUUCCUUGGACUCAGAAUGGGAGCUCUUGUAAAUUUCUGAGUGAGUUUUGCAUGUUCAUAGUCUUAGUUCUUGAUUAGCUUCAUAGGAGAGAUUAGGGUGCUGUUCAAACUUAACCACGCAGCCCGAUUAGUUCGAUAA